AUGAAUCACGACUACGGUGAGUUGCUCCAGGACCGCAGCGGAGAUAUAACUACUGGUGGCGGCUUUUCUAGCCAAUACCAGUUAAGUGAUGCCAUCCCCGUUCUCGAGGGAUCACCUUUUGCCUUCCCUCAAGGGUCUGUUAUCACUGGUGACACCACUCAUGAAGCUACUCCGAGGACUACUAUGCUUAACAACAACGACUCCCCUCUCCAGCAAUCGGUGGAUAUGAUGUUAUUUGAUAACUUUGGUAUGCCGCCUGGUGAACCAUCGAGUCGUAACGGAUGUGACGUACCGGAGUUUGACGAUAACUUAACUUUAAUAUCUCGAUUAUUCCUGUACGGCGAUCGCUUGAAUGCUCGUAAACAGGGCGGCAACGUCCAUGGACCACAAGCACUAGGCUACCCUGCUGGUUUACCUUCUGAGUGCAAUUCUUUGUCUGCAGCUACUACUAACCUUUUUGGUGGCAACUCUUCACCAGUUUCGAACAACGCCUUCAAUCCCCUUGUAUCUCAUCAUCAUCGUCCGAGCUUUCCCAUUGAAUUUUCCGAAGUACCAUUUCGGGGUGAUAUAUCGACUGACGACGGCAACGGGCCAAUCAGGGUCGUCCGACGGUCUCGCGGUUGGGUUACUGUCCUAAGGUAUGGAGGUAGACAAGCUACAGGCCCCUACCGUGAAACAGUUCGUCAAUGUGUCGAAGAUCAAAAGGAAGUUCACCGACUACGUCUGGAAAGGGGUCUGACAAAUUCUGAGGUGAUGCAACUUCUUGAGCAGAUGAAGGUUGUCACUGAUCCUGUUUCCUCAACUCGAAAGAAGCCUAAAAAGCAUGAUUAUUAUGCUCCAGUGGGCGUUAGACGUAUGCACAAGGGCUUUGCAGCCAGUGUUAGGGUGAACGGUAAAGAGGUCUAUGGUCCACUACGACAAGAUGUUGCUGAUGCUACCUGUGAUAGAGAGGAAAUGAUGAAGUAUCGUCUUGUAGUUGACGCUCCUGGUAUGAGGGCUUUUGUUAAGACCCUAAAAGAACGCGUGUAUCCUCAUCAUCAAACUGAAAAUGUGGAAGUCGAUCCGCAAGAAAAGAAUUUGAGAUACUAUACACAGAGUUGGAAAACUCCCGAUAUUCGCGGUGCCUGGUUCGCGGUAGCUUGCUCGUACGUGGGCAAAGCGAAUGUCAUCGCCAUUUUCGAGGGCAGGAAAAUCGGCAAUAGGAAACCGUUUCACCCCAAUUGGUAUAAUCAGCGAGGAAACUCUCCUGAGCUCAGCAGAGGAAAGCUAACAUAUAUUCCAGCACGACACGUUUAA
Perkinsus marinus ATCC 50983 is the source of this 1296-nucleotide messenger RNA. RefSeq lists its product as hypothetical. The transcript is spliced from 4 exons. Lineage: Eukaryota; Perkinsozoa; Perkinsida; Perkinsidae. The record is from RefSeq and is a predicted model, not a curated record. Bases 1 to 1296 code for a protein of 431 amino acids.